This is a messenger RNA of Symbiodinium necroappetens, 1389 nucleotides long. NCBI's taxonomy places the organism in Eukaryota, Dinophyceae, Suessiales, Symbiodiniaceae. The record is from the annotation of a GenBank genome assembly.
AUGCUGUGCCAUGGAGCUUCCACAUUUCCUGGAUUCUGUUUGGGAGGGCGGCCAGCCUUCCGUGAUCGAGCGCAUCGCGCAUCCAGCUCACGGACCCAGGGCGCGUGGCAAGCGUUCAGGGCCCCUGGACUGGAGAAGUUCCUCGUGCCGGCUAUCUUCCUCGGAUCUUUUACUCGGCAAAGGACGAGAAUCCAAGCAAAGAGUUCCGGACCUGCGGCUCACUACAUUAACAAAAACCUUAGAGUCACGAAUGUUGGGCCCAAGGGACUGGGUGUGGUGGCUACUGCACCUCUUGCGAGAGGGGAGCUGUUGCUAGAGGAGGCUCCCCUGCUGGUGUUUCAGCACCAGUCUUUUGAAGUCAUCUUCGGUGAUCUCCAGGAUGUGCUGUUCGACGACCGAACCUUUGAUCUGUGGGAAACCAGCCUGAAAGAAACGGUAAACUCUCAAUGUGGUUCUGAGAAUACUGCGAAGUUCUGGGAGCUUGCGGACACUUGCAGUGCGCCGGGUGUCAAGACAGCCCUUGGAAUUGCCCGUACCAACGCACUGGGCCUUGAUGAAGAUUCUGCUGGACUGUUUCUCUUCCUAUCGAGGUUCAAUCAUAGCUGCGAGCCGAACGUCCAUCACAGCUGGCAAGAGGAUCGCGGAAUGAAGGUCCUGAGGGCUUCUUGCAGCAUCGCCGCAAACGAGGAACUUUGCAUUUCGUACCUGUCCCUGCUGGCGCUCUGUGCACCCACCCGUGAACGUCUCGGCGAAAUAAGUGAUCGAUUCGGUUUCGAUUGUGCAUGUCGUGCAUGCUCUGCAGGUGCCAGACGGAUGCGCGACAGCGACUGGCGCAGAGAGCGCUUGUCCCAGCUGUGUGCGGCCCUCUCCAAAGAGGAACAUAGGGACCAUGGCGUGGGUCGGGCUGAUGAAAUUCGUUUGCAUCUGCGUAAACGAAUCCCUUUGUUCUUCGAAGUUGAUGAGGAGGGUCGGCAAGAGUUAGAGUCCAGUCUUCAAGGUCAAAGAGGCCUGGAGAACGAGUCCUUUGCAGGGGUCGUGGAGAGCAUCGAUAUGAGUACUGGCCUUCGAGAGGCAGUGGCCUUGUUGGAUGAGGAGUUGCAUGGACAUCCCGCAGCCCGUGCUCUUUUGUUCUUCGGGGCCUUCCGGAGAGCAGAGGCCGCGCGUCGGCUUUCGGCUGCAAAAUCCUUGGCCAAAGCCGCUUGGAAUGCGACGUCCACCGCCGAGGGAUCCACCUCUUGGAGGGCCCAAUGGCUGCAAGUCGAGAGUGAACGACUGGAGCAUCUGGAACAGAAGCUGGAACAGAGGAAGGAGGAGAACCAGCAGGGAGCGGCAAACGACCAGGCAAAAACCUUGGAGAUUGGAUGCGUUUGGCCUUUGAAUGCCUUUUGA